Messenger RNA from Heterobasidion irregulare TC 32-1, 2056 nucleotides. RefSeq lists its product as uncharacterized. NCBI's taxonomy places the organism in Eukaryota, Fungi, Basidiomycota, Agaricomycetes, Russulales, Bondarzewiaceae. Gene Ontology annotation, molecular function: protein binding; transcription cis-regulatory region binding. The transcript has a single exon. Gene Ontology annotation, cellular component: Set1C/COMPASS complex. The record is from RefSeq and is a predicted model, not a curated record. Bases 1 to 1968 code for a protein of 655 amino acids.
AUGCUCGCUCGCGGCGCCUCUGCUGUCCCCGACGACGCCGUCCUCCUCCUCGCCCCCGCCGCCGCCGCCCCCUCUCACCAUGCCCCGCCCACAAAGAAACGCAAGCACACCGCGUCCGCCACCGUGACCGCCGCCGCCUCCCCCGCGCCCUCCGACCUCGCCACGACCCCGAACCCCACCGACGCCAACGUCGUCCUCCCCUCCUCCUCACACGACCUCCUCUCCCGCCCCCGCCUCUCUAUCUCCCGCGCCCCCGUCCUCGUUCCCAUCGCCGACGGCUCCCCCUACCACUCCACCGAGCAGCUCGCCACCAACCACCUCGGCUACCGCUACGUCCCCGCCGGCCUUACCCCGCCCGGCUCCCUCGUCCACGUCCGCACCAUCGAGAGCGCACCCACCACCGCCCGCGUCAGCUGGGAAGACCGCAGCCCCUCCAUCAAAGUCACCGCAGACGGCCUCGGCCUCCUCGGCGACCGCGGCUUCCGCAGCGCCCGCCUCAACGCCCCCGUCCGCGAGGGCAAGUGGUACCUCGAGGUCGCCAUCGAGCACGCCGCCGGCGCCCGCACCGAUCCCUCCAAGCCCGAGGGCGCCCACGUCCGCCUCGGCUGGGGCCGCCGCGAGGCCCCGCUCAACGCCCCCUGCGGCCUCGACGGCUACAGCUACGCCCUCCGCGACAAGACCGGCGACAAGGUCACCCUCUCCCGCCCGCGCCCGUACGGCCCCGCCCUCCGCUCCGGCGACGUCGUCGGCCUCUACAUCUCCCUCCCUCCCCUCCGCGCCCCCGCCGCGAACGACCCGCACGACCCCGCCCACGUCCGCCGCGAGCGCAUCGCGAUCGAGUUCAAGGGCCAGGAGUACUUCGAGUACCUCGAGUACGCCCAGUCAAAGGAGAUGCUCGCCCUCAUGGACUUCAGCCGCAAGCCCGCCGGCGACGCAGCCCCGCUGCCCCCCUCCGCCAAAAAAUCCGCGACCGUCAAGAACGUCCCCGAGCGCGGCCCCGCCGCGCGCAACCCCAAAACCGCCCCGGAACCCGCGCCGCUCCGCCCGCUCCCGACGCUCCCCGCCUCGCAGAUCGCGUUCUUCGUCAACGGCGCCACGCCCGGCGCCGCCUUCCGCGAGCUGUACGACUACCGCCCGCUGCGCGCCGCGCCCGCCGACGAGCGCAAGGCGCGCAAGCGCGCCCGCGAGGGCGCGCGCGAGCACAAGGAGAACGCGUUCGACGACGGCUGCCUCGGGUACUACCCCUUCGUCUCGCUCUUCAACGACGCGCGCGUGCGCAUCAACCCCGGGCCCGACUUUGCGUUCCCCCCGCCGCCCGACAUCGACGCCGUGCUCGCCGGGGAGGACGCGCCGAUCGUGUCCGCGGGUGCGGCACAGCGCACGUGGCGGCCGUUCUGUGAGCGCUACGGCGAGUUCAUGGAGGAGCAGUGGGCGCUCGAUCGCGAGGAGGAGGAGCAGGCGAAGGAGGUGCUCGCGCAGGAGACUGCGGAGCAGGAACGGCGCGAUGCGCAGCGCGAGCGGCGUCGUCUGCAGUCCGAGGCGCGCAAGCGUAAAAAGGAGCCCGCGCCCGCCGCGACCCCCACGUCGACGUCCACGCCAAAGCAAGGCGAGCUCGAGCCAGAGCCGGAGCCAGAGCCAGAGCCAGAGCGGGACGGCAGCGCCCCGGCGACGAUGAUCACGGAGGGCUCGCGCGUGUUCCCCAGCUCGUCGCUCGCGAGUAGCUUGGGCCUUCUUUCCUCGGCUGCCGUAGACUCUCCCGCGCCCACGGCGUCGAGCGUCGACAUCGUCGGCAUGCAAAGCGCGUACAACUCGGACUACGGCGACGGAGAAAGAGAGGCGCUCGAAGAAGAGGAGGAAGAGGAGGAGGAUGCGGUGGCCGCCGCCCCCGCCGCCGGACCACGAACGCAACAGCAGUCUUAUUAUUAUAACCAUACAGGCCCGACGCAGAUGCUCGAGGACGAUCAGUAGUUGUGUGUGGUUCUUGCUCCUGUCAUUGUUUCGCACACGCAUCAUCCACGUUUGUAUUCAACAGUAAUUUAUGACAUCGAGACACUCG